Messenger RNA from Lathyrus oleraceus (garden pea), 558 nucleotides. RefSeq lists its product as uncharacterized. Gene Ontology annotation, molecular function: nucleic acid binding; RNA-DNA hybrid ribonuclease activity. The record is from RefSeq and is a predicted model, not a curated record. Bases 1 to 558 code for a protein of 185 amino acids. The transcript is spliced from 2 exons. Lineage: Eukaryota; Viridiplantae; Streptophyta; Magnoliopsida; Fabales; Fabaceae.
AUGGAUCCGAUUAAGUGUAUCUUUGAAAAACCUGCAUUGACCGGAAGAAUUGCUCGUUGGCAGAUGCUCUUUUUCGAAUAUAACAUUGAGUAUCACACCCUGAAAGCUAUCAAAGGAAGUGUCUUGGCCGAUCAUUUAGCUCAUCAUCCAAUCGACGAUUAUGAGUCUAUAAAUUUUGAAUUUCCAGAUGAAUAUGUGAUGUACUUAAAAGCCAAAGAUUGCAAUGAACCACUGCCAAAUGAAGGGCCAGAGCAAGGUUCUCAAUGGGGUUUAAUAUUUAGUGGAGCAGUUAAUGCUUAUGGUAAUGGUAUUCGGGAAGUAAUCAUCACUCCUCAUGGCUCACAUAUCCCUUUUACUGCAAGAUUAACAUUCAAGUGCACGAACAACAUGGUGGAAUAUGAAGCCUGCAUCAUGGGGCUAGAAGAAGCCAUUGAUCUUAGAAUAAAAAAUCUCGAUGUUUAUGGAGACUCAGCUCUAGUUGCCAAUCAUAUUAAAGAAGAAUGGGAAACUCGUUGUUGGUUCUAUAUGUUGGCAGUAGUUUUGGUAUUAGUGUCGUGA